Messenger RNA from Exophiala mesophila, 2029 nucleotides. RefSeq lists its product as uncharacterized. The record is from RefSeq and is a predicted model, not a curated record. NCBI's taxonomy places the organism in Eukaryota, Fungi, Ascomycota, Eurotiomycetes, Chaetothyriales, Herpotrichiellaceae. Bases 1 to 1710 code for a protein of 569 amino acids. The transcript is spliced from 7 exons. Gene Ontology annotation, cellular component: cytosol; nucleus; ribonucleoprotein complex. Gene Ontology annotation, molecular function: poly(U) RNA binding; mRNA 3'-UTR binding; poly(A) binding.
AUGUCGGACAAACCAGCCAGUCAAGCGGUGGCCAACAGUUACAGUAGCUAUCCACAAGGUCGACUGCCAUACACUACUCCAAGUAUUCAAGGCUACGCUGCAGGUCUCGGCUUGUCUGGCACCUCCCAGUUCACCAACAUGCAGGCCCUGAAGGCUUCCCUUCCGGCACCCACUCAUGUUGAGAGUGAGAUCAAUGCCUCCAGUCGUCAAGGCUAUAACAGCCCUCUGAUGGUCCUUCCUUCUGGUCAAACCGUUUCCCUCAAUAGCUUCUACGGCCAAGGUCAAUCUGGUGGCGGAGAUACAACCAACUCUGCCCACCUUCCAUACGUCCACACUGGCUUGUUUCCUGGUUUCGUUGGCAAUAGCAACAUUUCUGGAGCCGCGAUUCAUGGCUAUGGCUGGCCCUAUGGACUGACUUCCAACAUCCCUGGUUUUGAUCCUGCCCGUCGUGGAUCUUGGUCUUCCACCGAGGAUCCUUCCACCAACAAUCAUGGUGCUACGGUGGCUACACAGGCUGAUUGCUAUCCUGGACAUUCAUACAUUGCAAGUGCCAUUCCUAACCAGCACUACAUUGCUGGGCCCAUCCAACCCUUGAAAUUGCCGGACAACAAGGCUUAUGAGUUGGCCAAUCUUGACGAACUCGUCUCUCGAGAUCCUCCAAUUCCUCGUGCGGUCCCAGCGCUAUGGACCAAUCAAGAAGAACUCAGUCUUGCCAAAUGUCUUCAGAACCCAGAGGGUAUCACCAAUGUCUACAUUCGUGGCUUCAUGCCAGACACCACUGAUGAAGAUCUCGACCGCUGGGCAUCUCGUUUCGGUGAGAUCGAGUCUUGCAAAGCCAUCAUCGAACAAGACACGGGAAAGUGCAAAGGGUUUGGAUUCGUCAUGUACUAUUCUCCUGCCUCGGCUGAGAAUUGCAUUCGGGGAUUUUUCCAUCUAGGGUUUCAGGCCAGCUAUGCUCAGAAAUCUCGCAACUCUCGUCUCAAGGACCUCGAAGACCGAAAUUCGACAAACAUCUACUGCACUGGUGUUCCAAUUGACUGGAACGAGUCGGACCUGGCCAAACACUUUAUUCCAUACCUCGCCGUCUCUACCAAGAUCUGCCGUGAUGCCCCAUCUGGAGUCAGCAAAGAAGUUGGAUUUGCCAGAUUUGAAACUCGAGACAUUGCGGAACGUGUGGUCAAAGAGUUUCACAGCACGCUGACGGAACAUGAUGGUGUCAAGCUCUUCUUACGCUUCGCAGACACAAAAGCCCAGAAACAACUCAAGCAACAAAGUCAAGAACGUCGCAACUGGCGCAGUCGCGAGUACAGCUAUUCGGUUGAGCACACUCCAUCUCCAACCUUGACUCGCCUUCAGAAUGUGAACAACCACAUCAGUCCAGGAAGCUACCAAUCCCCGGCCGGUGCAAGCAAUGCAUUUACCCCCGCGACGUCAGUCUCUCCGGCUGACAUGCCCGGUAUGAACAAGGCUCGAGGUUCUGCUUGGCCGAUGCAAGGUGGUCUCCAGUCCAUUACCAACACCAGUGCACUCCGUGGAAGUGUUGCCCCAUACAUUGAGAUCCCAUCAAAGGUUGCUUCUACCAUCCCAAUCCUUGCAGACAACUCGGAUUCGAAGAAGGUUCAAACCCCAAGUCCCAAGAAGGUGACAAUUCGCAUCGAGCCUGCCAGUGGCAAAGAAAACUACUCGGGCACUCCUCAAUCCAGCAAGUGAAUGCAUCUCAGAACGGUUUCGCUACCACCAGUGCACAAGCUUUGGGUCUGCACUGUCCUCUUGGUGCGGCGGUUUCACAUCUUGUCCGCCUUGUCCAUUCUUGUUGCAAGCAUGGUCAGACUAAAAGUUGAAUCGUAAGAAUACUCGAUGCAUUCUUCACUCAUGUAUUGGCAAGUCAUCGCUACUUCUGCAUGAACAAUAUGUCGACAUGGAUCAGGAAUUAGCAGGGAUAUGCAAGUCAGUCAUCAUCGUUGAACUCAAUAUGUGCUACAAAGAAUGUACAAACAACAGAGCUGUAUAUGACAGGGGGAGAGACACU